CACUCACAACAAGGUACAUUAAGUUCCACAUUCAUAGCGGAAACUAAUAAAACCUAUGAGCACAGAGCACACACACACUUUAUGCUGCGUCACUUUACAAGACACUAAAAGCUAAUCCGUGUCCUGACGCUACUCUGACUGCCGAGCCGGAUGUUAGCUUACAGACUCUAGACUCUGGGUGAACCCUGCAUGCUGUGAUGGCUGAGGUGAUUCUGGCGGAUCUGGUUCAUCCUCACUGUUCUCGGUACACACACUGUCUGGAAGAGCGCGUGAACAAGUUACUCAGCUCUCUCGGGAAUGGCACGAGCGAGCACGUUUACCUCAUUCUGCAACAGCACGCGGGCUGCUCUGAGGAAGCCCCCGCUAACCUCCGCUCUGUUGUAGCGAAACGCGCUGAACUGGAGAGACGCGUCCAUGUGUUAACCGACAGCAGCUCCGUGGCCGUGCUGUACGCGUUCAAGCGAGCCGCGGACGAGCUGAGUGUUACACACGUGCAUGUGAUGACGUGUAGUGCGCGGCGCGCGGAGCUGCAGGAGUGUGAGAAGCAGCUCUUCACCGAGCUCUACACCUUCACCUACAGCACCGUGUUGGACUGCAGCGGCUGUCCACUCACAGAGAACAACCCCACCUGCCCCCAGGACACUCACCUCACUCAGAUUACAGAGCAAAUCAGCGGCUUCCUGCAGCGCAUCCCAGCGCUCCGGGGAGAAAUUAGCGUCCUCAAGUCUCCACUCAUCUCAGACUGCUUUGCGCAUGGCUUCACCACAAGAACAGGAGGAAUUUCCUACAUCCGCACCCUGAGUUCUUUAAACCUAUUCAGCAGUUCUCGUCGUAGAGACCCACGAGCUGUAGUGGCUGAGAACCUGCGCCGCCUUGGCUUGCAUGCUGGCUUUCAUCCCUAUAAUUUCCACCUCUCCAAGGUUAACCAUUCCAAUGACGUAUGGGUAAUGAACAAGCCAGAACCUGAAAGCUAUGAUGCCAUUGUGACUAAUCAGCCAGGUGUUGUAAUAGCAGCCCCAGGUGCUGACUGCAUGCCUCUGCUUUUUGCUGACCCUGUGGGAAAGGUCAUUGGAGCAGCACAUGCAGGCUGGAGGGGAACCCUCAUGGGAGUUGCCAUGGCAACAGUAAAUGCCAUGGUGCGGGAGUUUGGCAGUGAGCCUGCUAAUGUGGUGGCUGUGAUUGGGCCUUCUGUUGGACCCUGCUGUUUCACUCUGGAACAAAAUUCAGCAAGAAAAUUCCAAGCUAUCCACCCAGACUGUGUCAAAGAUGUAGAGUCACCCAAGACUUAUGUGGAUAUCAGACUUGCCACUAGGGUCCUCCUUGAGAACGGUGGUCUCCUCCCAGAGCACAUUCAGGACAACACAGUGACAAACAGACCUAACAUACCUAACAUAACCCUCUGCACCUCCUGCAAUCCUGACUCCUUCUUCUCCCAUGUUAGAGAUGGCACCAACUUUGGCACUCAGAUUGGUUUCCUAUGGAUCAAGGAGUCCCAUGAGUUUACACAAUCAGAUUCUUAGAUUAAGGAAAUCAUUCAUUCCAUAAUAUGCACAUAUUCAGUGACAGACUAAUGUUAGACAUAUUGCUGCCAUACCACUUACCUCAGCUAGUACUCUUUUAAAUCUAUAGUAAGACCCAGUAAUAGCCUUUUGAAAGAUAUUAAAAUUCCAGCUGCCAGAUGAUAUUCAUAGUAAAAGUAAAUGAUGCAGUUGUUCUGUGUUGAUGUAUGUCUUGAUGAAUUGCAUGGUUGUAGCUUACUCUGAAGAACUAAUUUCAUGUUGGUGUUUGAAUUAAUUAUUACAAACAUGUGUUAGCACCACCUCUUGGCAUUUUCACAGUGGAAACACUACCUAUAUCACACUGGUAAAUCUCUAGUGACCUGCAAUAUUAAUUUCCUGUAGUAGGCUAUUUCCAGUAGCUGAUCUAUAUAGGGCAGGUCAGUUUCAAAGAGUACACAUGAUGGAGAACCACUGUAAGGAAAUGAACUGAUGCACUAUGUUAAAUCUUAUUACAUUACUGACAAAAUAUCACUUUCAUUAACAGUUUUAAAGAUGGAAUAAAUAUAUAUGAGGUGCAAUGAUGUUGCAGCAUUGUCACGUCACA
This is a messenger RNA of Clarias gariepinus (North African catfish), 2103 nucleotides long. RefSeq names its product laccase (multicopper oxidoreductase) domain containing 1 (gene lacc1). The coding region runs from base 198 to 1520 and encodes 440 amino acids. The record is from RefSeq and is a predicted model, not a curated record. Lineage: Eukaryota; Metazoa; Chordata; Actinopteri; Siluriformes; Clariidae. Gene Ontology annotation, molecular function: copper ion binding. The transcript is spliced from 5 exons.